Messenger RNA from Uloborus diversus, 1320 nucleotides. Its product is annotated as acetylcholine receptor subunit alpha-like 1. The transcript has 6 exons. NCBI's taxonomy places the organism in Eukaryota, Metazoa, Arthropoda, Arachnida, Araneae, Uloboridae. The record is from RefSeq and is a predicted model, not a curated record. Gene Ontology annotation, cellular component: synapse; neuron projection; membrane. Gene Ontology annotation, molecular function: neurotransmitter receptor activity; extracellular ligand-gated monoatomic ion channel activity; transmembrane signaling receptor activity. Bases 133 to 1320 code for a protein of 395 amino acids. Gene Ontology annotation, biological process: monoatomic ion transmembrane transport; signal transduction; regulation of membrane potential.
UUUGACCAUAAACUUCAUUGGGAUCCUGAUGAAUAUGGUGGCGUUCAGCAUCUUUAUGUUCCAGCGGAGCAAAUAUGGCUACCUGACAUAGUUCUCUACAACAAUGCGGAUGGCAACUAUGAAGUUACAAUAAUGACGAAAGCCAUCAUUCACAGUACUGGCAGAGUGGUGUGGAAUCCUCCAGCCAUAUACAAAAGCUCUUGCCACAUUGAUGUCCAGUAUUUCCCCUUCGACAGACAGACGUGCCUCAUGAAGUUUGGCUCGUGGACUUACGAUGGAUAUCAUGUGGAUUUGAAGCAUCAGCACGAGAUAGAAAAUUCCUCAUUGGUUCCCCAAGGUGUCGACUUGAGCGAGUUCUAUCUGAGUGUGGAAUGGGAUGUGAUGGAUGCCCCAGCCACUCGCAACGAAAAGUAUUACUCAUGCUGUGUUGAACCUUAUCCAGACAUCACCUUCAACAUGACAUUGCGACGGAAGCCAUUGUUCUAUACAGUCAACCUCAUUAUUCCUUGUGUCGGGAUUUCGGGAUUGUCCGUCGUUGUCUUCUAUUUGCCGUCGGAGAGUGGUGAAAAAGUCAGCUUGUCCAUCUCAAUUCUUCUUUCUCUGACCUUCUUCUUCUUGGUAUUGGCUGAAAUAACCCCAUCUACCUCACUGGCAAUGCCUCUGCUUGGGAAAUAUUUGCUGUUUACCAUGAUUCUUGUGACUUUAAGUGUUGUCUUUGCUGUAGCAGUAUUAAAUGUCCAUUUCAGGUCGCCGUCUUGUCAUAAAAUGCCAAAUUGGACCCGACGUUUGUUCAUUCACAUUCUGCCAAAGGUGCUACUCAUGAAGCCUCCCCAAUACACAGAUCAUCAUAACAACAGAAACCAUAAGGAUAAAAAAGCUAGUCAUUCAACGAAGAAUAAGAAAAAAUCGGAGAAAGAUACUGUGGACCCAAAAGUGGCGAGACUGAUCAGAGAUUCGUCUGCUUCUCUGCUGGACCUGAGGUCAGAGAAGUCUUCCGUGGACGGAAACGGCAUCGUGAUCCGAGAGUUAGACUCGAGUCCAACAAUCGUCGAGAGAAGAAGGUAUCCGAGACAGAUCCUGAGGUCAAUCCAGAACGCAAUGUUCAUUGCCCAACACAUCGACAACGAAGAUGAUUUUGGAAUGGUUAAAGAUGAAUGGAAGUAUGUUGCUAUGGUGCUCGACAGGUUAUUCCUUUGGAUGUUCACCGCAGCUUGUGUCAUUGGCACUGCUGGCAUCUUUCUUCCUGCUCCCCUGCUUUACGACACUGAUGAGCCCAUCGAUAUAAUAAGCUCCAAAGUGGCACAGGUUCUUCAGGACUGA